AUGACAAAUAAAAUUGAAACAACAACGACAUCAAUGGAUGAUGAAUUACUUGUUGACGUUGUAAGUCUUAAUGGUAAUAGUAGUUUAUGUAUUGAUUCAUCUCAACAUACAUCUUCAUCAUCGAAUUCAUCGUCACCAAAUCAUUCAAUGGAUUCAAGUCCACAUUCACCAACAUCAUCAUUAUGUGGUGGCAUGGAAGAUGAACACACAAAUUCCACGCAGAAAUCUUCAUCAACGAAACAACAUAUUGUUAAACCACCUUAUUCAUAUAUAGCAUUAAUAACGAUGGCUAUAUUACAAUCUCCAUCAAGACGUUUAACAUUAAGUGGCAUAUGUGAAUUUAUUAUGAAUCGUUUUCCAUAUUAUAAAGAACGUUUUCCAGCUUGGCAAAAUUCGAUACGUCAUAAUUUAAGUUUAAAUGAUUGUUUUCUUAAAAUUCCACGUUCACCAGGCAAUCCAGGAAAAGGAAACUAUUGGACAUUAGAUCCCGCUAGUGAAAAUAUGUUUGAUAAUGGUUCAUUUUUACGUCGUCGUAAACGUUUUAAACGUUUGAAUCACCAUCAUCAUCAUUCAGCGUGUUUUCAUCAUGGGCCAGUAGGACCUAACGGAGGGCCAUCCUUAUAUCCUUCAAUGCCGUUUCCAUUUGUUCCAACAUCAUCAACAUUAAAACGAUGUUUUCCAUUAUUACCUCCUCCAAUGCCAAUUCUUGCUCCCCCUCCGCCAGCAAUGACAAUGGUUCAUCAUAAUCAAAAAUCAAAAACUUCAUUUACCAUUGAUGAUCUCAUUGGUAAUAAUAAAACAUCACCGCCGUCAUUAUCGUCAUCAUCGUCAUCCUCAUCCUCAUCACCAACAACAUCAUCAUCAACAACAACAGCCAACGUUAAUUCUGCAUUAACGAUAACUAAUAGAGCAACAUUUCGUGUAUGA
Rotaria socialis is the source of this 927-nucleotide messenger RNA. NCBI's taxonomy places the organism in Eukaryota, Metazoa, Rotifera, Eurotatoria, Philodinida, Philodinidae. The record is from the annotation of a GenBank genome assembly.